This is a messenger RNA of Carya illinoinensis, 736 nucleotides long. RefSeq lists its product as uncharacterized. The record is from RefSeq and is a predicted model, not a curated record. The transcript has a single exon. Lineage: Eukaryota; Viridiplantae; Streptophyta; Magnoliopsida; Fagales; Juglandaceae. Bases 298 to 486 code for a protein of 62 amino acids.
CUAAGCGAAGCGAAUCUUUGUGGUUCUGGAGAGUAAGCAUUACAUAACGUCCAAGCAUUUUUGGUUUCCUUCUUUCUUAUUUACAUUUGAACAAAUCUGCACUCUUCAAUUCAAUUCCUAGCCCAACACGUUUUACCCACCCUCCUCCAAACACCCUUUACUCUCUCUCUCUCUCUCUCUCUCUCUCUCUCUCUCUCUUUCUCCUCGUAUAAAUUACAAACAUUCCUACCUUCCUUCAGGAUCCAGAUCCCCCCCCCAACACUAGUGAAAGGAUCAUCACACUCCAACAAAGACAAGAUGUGCUGUGGGGGUAAGAUAUGCAUGCUAUGCACAUGCCUAAUACUGUUGGUGAUACUCAUCGGAUUGCUGUUCGGCUUUGGGGUGUUCAAGCACGGUUUCCACAAGUUGAAGGAUACCAUAGAUCUCUGCGACUCCAAUCACUGCGGAAGGCCAUUCUUCGGUGUUCCAGCACCUGCUCCCCAUUGAUUUGAUUUGAUUUUCUUUUCUUUUUAUGCCAUGCAAAUACCUUCAGUUCAAAACCUCAUCUGGGGUAUUUGGAAUUGUUUCUUUGGGAUUUAUGCUGAUUUUAUUUUUUUUAUUAUUAUCUGCACCUCCUUGUUUCUGUUGUAUGAUACAUGAUUUCUUUAGCCUUGAUCCGCGUGUUGGAUUGGUUGUGUUUUUCUUUCUGAUACAUGUUUAGAAAAAGAAAAAGGAAUGUUAUAAAUACAUUUAUUUA